AUGUCUUGGAACCAAUAUCCCGGUGGUGGUCAUCAUCAACAAGGUAAUGGAAAUGGUGGCUAUGGAUACGCUCCUCCUCCACCUCAACAAGGAGGAUAUGGAUAUGCCCCGCCUCCCCCUCUAGGAGGAGGAUACGGUGGACCGCCUGGUGGUGGAUGGGGUGGACCUCCUCCUCAAAUGGGGUAUGCACCUCCCCAACAAGAGUACAACAAUUAUAACAGACCUCCCCCACCUCAACAGCAUUACUCUGGUGGACAGGGAGGUUGGAUCCCACCUACUGGUGCACCCCCCGAACAUAAUUAUCAUCAGACCGGUGCUGGAUACAUGCCCCCCUCUGGACCGCCCCAAAGUGGAGCAUAUAAUAAUGCUUAUGGGAAUAAUGGGAAUAGGGCACCAGUGCGACCACCUACUCAAACUCAGCAUUAUGGUCCACAACUUCAUGGUCAGAAUGGCCAGAACGCUCAGCCUUACUUCCAAUAUUCGCAAUGUACUGGUAGGAGAAAAGCAUUAUGCAUCGGUAUCAACUACAUUGGCACUUCUCAAGCUCUAGCGGGAUGUAUCAACGAUGCUCAUAAUGUACAGAAAUUCUUGAUUGAGCGAUACAACUACAAAGCAGAAGAUAUCGUCAUGUUAACAGAUGACGCUAGAAACUCAAGACAAAUUCCCACCAGAAAUAACAUCAUCCAGGCUUGUCAAUGGCUGGUUCAAGGUGCUCAACCGAACGAUGCUUUGUUCUUCCACUACUCCGGUCAUGGUGGUCAGACCAAAGAUCUGGAUGGUGAUGAGGACGAUGGAUAUGAUGAGGUGAUUUAUCCUUUGGACCAUCAACAGGCGGGUCAUAUCGUUGAUGAUGAACGUGAACAUCAUCUACUGGUCAGACCUCUUCCUGCAGGAUGUAGACUCACUGCCAUCUUCGACUCCUGUCACUCUGGUUCAUGCCUCGAUUUACCAUACAUCUACUCCACGGAAGGUACCAUCAAAGAACCCAACCUUCUUGCUGAAGCCGGACAAGGAUUGCUGGGUGCAGGGAUGAGUUAUCUCAAGGGUGACACUGGAGGUAUGCUUAAAGGUCUCAUGGGCAUCGGUAAAAAUCUUGUCAACCAGAACUCGGACGCACGGAAGAAGACGCAAGAGACUAAGACUAGUCCUGCUGAUGUCAUCAUGUGGUCCGGUUGUAAGGACUCACAAACUUCCGCUGACACCCAAGAAGCCGGUAAAGCGACUGGGGCGAUGUCAUAUGCGUUCAUCGCUUCGCUGACUAAAUACCCUCAACAAAGUUAUGUUCAAUUGUUAAACACCAUCAGAGAUGAGUUGAAAGGCAGGUAUAGUCAGAAACCACAACUAUCUGCUUCUCAUCCUAUGGAUACCAACCUCUUGUUCAUCGCGUAA
Kwoniella mangroviensis CBS 8507 is the source of this 1389-nucleotide messenger RNA. Its product is annotated as metacaspase-1. The coding region runs from base 1 to 1389 and encodes 462 amino acids. Gene Ontology annotation, molecular function: cysteine-type endopeptidase activity. Lineage: Eukaryota; Fungi; Basidiomycota; Tremellomycetes; Tremellales; Cryptococcaceae. The record is from RefSeq and is a predicted model, not a curated record. The transcript has 14 exons. Gene Ontology annotation, biological process: proteolysis.